Messenger RNA from Morone saxatilis (striped sea-bass), 887 nucleotides. RefSeq names its product ADP-ribosylation factor-like protein 3. Gene Ontology annotation, biological process: cilium assembly. Gene Ontology annotation, cellular component: microtubule cytoskeleton; cytoplasm. The transcript is spliced from 6 exons. The record is from RefSeq and is a predicted model, not a curated record. Gene Ontology annotation, molecular function: GTPase activity; GTP binding. The coding region runs from base 1 to 561 and encodes 186 amino acids. NCBI's taxonomy places the organism in Eukaryota, Metazoa, Chordata, Actinopteri, Moronidae.
AUGACGUUUGUGUAUGGCUUGUUGUCCAUUCUUCGGAGGCUGAAGCAGUCUCCGGAACAGGAGGUGCGCUUACUGUUGCUUGGCUUGGACAAUGCUGGCAAGACUACUCUGCUGAAACAGCUGGCAGCCGAAGAUAUCAGCCAGAUCACCCCCACACAAGGCUUCAAUAUAAAGAGCGUUCAAUCGUCUGGCUUCAAGUUGAAUGUUUGGGACAUUGGAGGUCAGCGCAAGAUCCGUCCCUACUGGAGGAAUUAUUUUGAGAACACAGAUGUACUGAUCUAUGUGAUCGACAGCUCAGACAGGAAAAGGUUUGAAGAGACAAGUCUGGAGCUGGCUGAGUUGCUGGAGGAGGAAAAGCUUGCUGCUGUGCCACUGCUAAUCUUUGCCAACAAACAGGAUCUGAUGACAGCCACGCCAGCGUCGGAGCUGGCAGAAGGUCUCAAUCUGCACACUAUCCGGGAUCGCAUGUGGCAGGUCCAGGCCUGCUCAGCAGUUACUGCUGAGGGAGUGCAGGAUGGCAUGACCUGGGUUUGUAGGAAUAUAACAUUACGGAAGAAAUAAUUCAGAAGGCGAGAAAUCUGUGAAGAACUGCAGUUGCACUUUACACUCGACCCACCCAGUCACUUUAAGUCCAGGACAAAGAGGUGACAGAAUGUGUCAUUAUUUAUAUUUUUUAGGAAACUAUCACUUUGCCAUUCUGUCUUUACUUGGCAGUAUAAAAACAUUUUAUAAGUAGAAGUUGUCAAUAGAGUGAUUGUAUUUGAACCUCUUAACCCUGUCAAUGCAUAUCUUGAAAUGUAUAUACUGUAUAUAUAAAGCUGUUUUGUUCAAAAUGCUGGUUCUGCACACAACUUGUUUUGUAAUGUGGUCCUUUUAAUGUGAGGGUA